Molecule: messenger RNA, 1509 nt
Organism: Seriola aureovittata
Lineage: Eukaryota; Metazoa; Chordata; Actinopteri; Carangiformes; Carangidae
Gene: trmt61a
Product: tRNA methyltransferase 61A
Exons: 4
Coding region: 175-1014 (279 amino acids)
Biological process (GO): tRNA methylation
Cellular component (GO): tRNA (m1A) methyltransferase complex; nucleus
Source: RefSeq, a predicted model, not a curated record
CAACUUCCCCUGAAAACAACACCACGUGUGUGGGAAAUGAAUGGGUAGCUGUCAGUGCUGUCCACAUGCACACAGAACGGCAUUAAGAUCAGGAAUUGUCGUUUACUGACCACAUUUUGAGUUCGUAUUAAACGCCAACGGAAAACACUUCUGCAGAAGAGGGACUUGUUCACCAUGAGUUUUGUGGAGUAUUCAGACUUCAUUCAGGACGGGGACGUCGCCAUCGUCUACCUGAGCCACGACUCCAUGAUGCCGGUCAAGGUGCAGCAGGGUGCCCAAACGCAAACCCGCUACGGAGUCAUUCGUCAUUCGACAGACCUGAUUGGUCAGCGUUAUGGGUCAAAGGUCACCUGCAGCAAAGGCGGGUGGGUCCAAGUGCUUCACCCCACACCGGAGCUGUGGACAGUCUCCCUGCCACACCGCACACAAAUCCUCUACACUACAGACAUCGCCACCAUCACCAUGAUGCUGGAGCUGAAGCCGGGAUCCGUUGUCUGCGAGUCAGGUACAGGCAGCGGCUCUCUCUCCCACGCCAUCCUGCGUACCAUCGCCCCCACGGGUCACCUGCACACAGUGGAGUUUCACCAGCAGCGGGCGGAGAAGGUGGCAGAGGAGUUCAAGGAGCACCGUGUGGAUCACCUGGUCACCGUCAGGAACCAGGACGUGUGCAAAGACGGGUUCGGGGUGACCGGAGUGGCAGAUGCAGUCUUCCUGGACAUCCCCAGCCCCUGGGAGGCGGUGAAGCAUGCCAAGGCCGCUAUGAAGAAACAAGGAGGUCGGGUGUCUUCGUUCUCUCCCUGUAUCGAGCAGGUUCAGAGGACGUGCGAGGCUCUGGCGGAUCAGGGCUUCGAGGAAAUCAACACCUUGGAGAUUCUGCUGAGAGUCCACGACAUUCGCACCGUCUCCCUGGCGCUGCCCGACUUCGGCCCCGACCCCUCCGCUCAGACUCAGCCUGACGCCAAUGAGAAGGCGCCUCCUCCCACCUCUGACCAAACCACGCCUCCGUCACCCUGAAGACCACCACACCUCCCAGAGAAAUACCAGGUCACACAGGUUACCUCACCUUCGCAACCAAACCGAGAACCUAAAGCUCCGAACGCAGAGUGAUUUCUCUCUAAUUUAGUGUAUAAUCCACACUCCGUGCCUCGCUCUAGUGUGUUUCGCUGCGAUAAUCCAGCGGGGGGGUACCAGGUUCCUCCAGGUCCCGGUUGGCACUGCGGCGCCAAGAGGAUUUACAGUUUUGUGUUAUAUAAUUUUGUGCUCCUGUCACUUGGCGCCGGUUUGUUGCUUGCAUCAAGCAAGAGUAAAACUCAAGUCGACAAUGUUUUCAUUUGAGAAGAAUAUACCUGCCUCCCCUUUUAUAAGAAAUUCCUUUUAAUCACUGCUUUCACUUGAGGGGGAAGAAGACGUUUUAAUUUUUUAUUAUUUUUUUUCUGCACUUUUGUAUCAAGUUAAUACAAUAAAUGUGUGAAAAUAUAAAUAAAGUUUUCUCAUUCGGUUUUACAACAA